CUAAUUUUCUUUUGUUUCCUAAGCUCUUUGCGGAUUUGUUUACGUGACUUUUGUAAUGAUGUCGAUUUAUUUUUUGGAUUUAAUCGUUUAAACGAACCCAUUUUCUAUAGUGUAAAAUAAAUUAUCAAUUUCUGUGAAAUUUCAAAAGAAAACAAUUUCUUGGAAACUUAUUUUUUAUACAAGCGUAUAAACUAUAACGAAACAUAACCUGUCUUCGUGAUUUAUUUCAUGAGCAACACGUGCUGCGAAAUCGACGAAAAUCCUAUACGUCGAAAUAAGAAGUUCCACUCUUAUGUUUCGAUAUUCAAUGAUGUAAAUUGUAUCUUGAAAAAUAGAGGACCAUUUAUUCAAUCUUUGCUGUGAUAUUCUCAGUUUCAACCUUUGUACAGAUAGCCGAUUACAACCACGGUGUUGUCCCGAAAUGGCACACAAUUAAAUUAGUUGAGUGAAGUAAAAUACAUAGUUUGUAAUUGCAGUAUUAGUUUGUUGUGUAUUUUUCACCUUAAAAUAUAACUGCAUUAGAGUGGAUUUUCAUUUAAAUUGCAAUCCCUCGAAUGUAUAUAUUUUAACUGUUGAUACAUGUAGAUAGGUACGUAGAUCUGUAUUCGCUUACAUCCACAAGAGGGUAGUUGAAAAGGUUGUUUCUUGGAAGAUCGCUUUUCACUUUUAAACGGUGGAAGUUGGGAAGUCGAUGUAAAUGUUUGAAAUUUUGACGAAACAUUAACAUGUAUCUAAUGAUGAAAGCGUCACGUAGUUCUGUAUUAAUUAACCUUAAAAAAAGCGUGAUGCAAAGGCAGGCAUUUCCUUUGUUUAGUAAAUGCAGCUUUUCUUCUCAAAAGGUGUAUAACAAUAAAAUAACUCGUGAAUCGGUUAUUAUACCAUUUCCUCCAUUGACUCAACCUAUACCUAAUUUACCUAAAGCAGUCUAUGCUACUGCAAAGGAGGAACAUCAAACGACUAAAGUAACAGUUUUACCGAAUGGAUUAAGAGUUGCUUCUGAAAAUCGGUUUGGUCAAUUUUGCACAAUUGGAGUGUUACUCGAGUCUGGUCCUCGAUUUGAAAUUGCAUAUCCUAGUGGAAUCUCUCACUUUCUGGAGAAAUUAGCAUUUGGUUCUACAAAAACAUACGAUAGCAAGGAUGAAAUAAUGUUGGCAUUAGAAAAGUAUGGUGGUAUAUGCGAUUGUCAAGCAUUUAGGGAUACAUUUGUUUAUGCUGCUUCGGCUGAGCGCAGAGGAAUAGAUACAGUUGUGCAAAUAUUAAGUGACAUUGCGUUAAGACCCAAAAUAACAGAAGAAGAAUUAGUUACAGCAAAAACAAUGAUUAGAUUCGAAUUAGAAUCUUUACUUACAAGACCGGAGCAAGAAUCGAUACUUAUGGAUAUGAUCCAUGCGGCUGCGUACAGAAGCAAUACUCUUGGUCUUCCAAAAAUAUGUCCGGAAGAGAACAUUGAUCGCGUAGACAGAAAAAUAUUAUUAGAGUAUUUGAAACAUCAUUAUACACCAAAGAGGAUGGUAGUGGCUGGAGUUGGCGUGGAACACGAACAUCUGGUCUCUGCAGUUCAAAAACAUUUCGUUGAGAAUAAAACUAUUUGGGAAGAAGAAGAAAGAGAAAAGAAGAAUAACUUGGUAUCCUCGGAAAAAGAAAAACUAUUAAAUGCAGUUGACACGUCUAUUGCUCAAUAUACCGGAGGCUAUAUAUUAGAGGAAUGUAACAUACCCGUCUACGCAGGGCCGAGCGGUUUACCAGAAUUAUCUCAUGUAGUAAUAGGUUUGGAAGGUUGUUCGUAUCAAGACCCGGAUUUCGUAGCAAUGUGCGUUUUAAAUAUGAUGAUGGGUGGAGGUGGCAGUUUUAGUGCUGGUGGGCCAGGCAAAGGAAUGUAUACGCGUUUGUAUACAAACGUGCUUAACAGGUAUCACUGGUUGUAUAGUGCUACUGCAUAUAACCAUGCAUACGCUGAUACAGGACUCUUUUGUAUUCACGCAUCUUGUACACCGUCUCACGUUAGAGAAAUGGUAGAAGUUAUCGUGCACGAGAUGGUUGCUAUGACUAGUAAUAUUACAGACAGCGAGUUGGCGAGAGCAAAGAAACAAUUGCAGUCUAUGUUACUUAUGAAUUUGGAACAAAGACCCGUUGUCUUUGAAGAUAUCGCACGACAAGUUUUAGCUACUGGAUCUAGAAAACGGCCAGAGUACUUCAUACAAGCAAUCGAUGCUGUGUCGAAAGAUGACAUACACAACGUAGCACGGCGUUUACUCAAAUCACCUCCUUCUGUAGCAGCUAGGGGAGAGGUAAGAGCGGUGCCGCCUAUCGGAGAUAUUCAGGCCGGAUUAACUGACGAGCAAUUGAUAACUAAUUAUCAUUUUUUUGGUAAAAAUUAAAAUAUUUUUCGUCUCAGAUUCAUGUGCUUUUUCUCUUCGACGAUAUUUCUCUAGACGGAUCGUGUUAAUGAAAUUCAAAUUAUCCCUCUUUAUUUUCGAAUGAAAAUCAAAACAUAUUCUCAAUUAUUGAAAAUGGACAUUUCAUAGUUUCAACUUUCUGUAGUUCACGAUCAAAGAAUGUUAGUCCGUUUCACGGUGUGUGUUAUGUAUGGAUUCAAUCUCGUUAUUCGAACAAACGUGUACAUAGUACUUAGGAAUAUCAUUUCUUCUAUAAUAAAUUCACUACCACUCGAACAUAUUAGAGUAUGCUAUCGAUAUGCCGCAGAUGCAAACGAAGAAAGCAAGACUUUCUAUAAUAUUUUAAUAGUGGCAGCGAAUGUAUUAAAUUGAUGUGAAAUAAAGAUGACAGGGUUUCGAUGUCUGUCACGUUUUUCUGUCGAAAGUUUUGGAGUUAGUCUGUGUUACAAUUAUUUAUUCAAAUAAAAUAAUUGAUUUUAAACAAUUUAUAACAACUUUAAUUUAAAUACAACAAUAAAUAUAAGAAAAGUUUUUUAUUCGAUAUUCUUUUAUUUCUGUUUUAUAACCUUUUCCUUGCAGUUGUUGUUUAUUAUGACAAUUGUAAUGGAAAAUUUGCACGCUCCAGAUACAACAAAGAAAUCGAAUGAAAAUGAUCGUCAUGGAGAUUAAGCCUCUGCUUCUUCCAAUGUUGCAAGGAAAGAUGCUUUCUUCUGCGCUACGCGGUUCUUUCUUUCUGACAAAGAAAGUUUCGCACGGUUCCAUCGUUUCUUUACGGGUAGUUCUUUUUUCGUGACCUUCGUGUGUUCAGGAUUUGCACGUAUCGUUUCAUGAGCAUGUUUAUAGAUGCCUUCAAUCUAUUAACAAAAACAAAAACAUAUAUAUACUUCCAAUAAAACAUACAUUGUAAUACUUUUAAUGUAACAUUGGUUAAUAGGAAAAUAAUGUAAGAAUCUAUACAUUUACUUUCUAUAACCAAUGUACUUACUAUGGUCCAACUGCGACACUGCAAAGACUUUAAAGCCUGAGAGUAAUUAUUAGUUGGACGAACUCAAUAUUAUAUAAAACCAUGAGUACUUACAUUGUCAGCAGAGAUGCCAUUUUUAAUAUAUUGCGAAAAUUGGCGUUUGAAAACUUCCUCAUCCUCUUCUUCCAAUUUUUUCAUAUAAUUUGCAACAUGUUGCCCGAAUAUAUGGUACCGAUGAAUAUCAGCAUUUAAAGAUUUGGACUCGUUAUCGUAUCCGGGAAACCUCUUGGUGCUACCCAUUGAAGAUAAAAGAAAAUUAAUGAGACUACUUACGAUAACCCCAUGCAAGCGUAGUAUACGUGAUUUUGUAUUAUCAGAGACACGUUUUCUAAUCUUUACCGUCUGUGCAACAAUCGUACAGUGUAUUGUAGAACACAAAACAAAGUCACGACUCGCUAUGACUCAGAUGACGCGCAUGUGUCAUAAAAUCAUCAUAACUUCCGUAUUCGGUAAACCUUAGAUCAUAUAAAAUUUGUUAAAAGAUAUACCUAUGUGGAAUAUUUAGGCCACCGUCAACAGCACCUUUCAUGGCACCAAAAACUCUAGCACCUGUGGUAGUUCUCAUGAGACCGGUAUCUAAGUAACAUCUGAAUGCCCCUGGUCCUUCGUCUAAUUCUUCUACAUUAUAUUCACCACCAGUUACUUCUGUUGUACCGGUGUAUAAUGUAUCCAAGCCCAAUUUUUUUAAUAACUAUCCAAGAAACAUUAAAACAUAUUGUUCUUAAUCCACGCAUACAUACAUACUAUUUCAGUAGUUCAAUUUUAUAAUUUUAUCAUUCAGAAUCAAACAAUAGGGAACAAUAGUUUUCUUCAGAUAUGCAUCAAAGCGAGCUGAGUGUUUCAUCAUGAAAUAAAAUAUGUGUAACUAGAUAAAAAAUUAAUGUUUUAUAAUAUGAGAAAUCUUACUCUUCGAGCUAGAAGGAGUCCGGUACAAUAUGCAGAAGCAUAAUUUGUAAGACCAACUUUAAUGCCAUACUUUGGAAGUUCAUGACUGUAAGCUGCGCACACUAUUCUAUCUCCUUCGAUUCUCGAGUAUGCCACCUAAUUAAAUGUAUAAUAGACUUUAUCCUAAUGA
Molecule: messenger RNA, 4495 nt
Organism: Nomia melanderi (Alkali bee)
Lineage: Eukaryota; Metazoa; Arthropoda; Insecta; Hymenoptera; Halictidae
Source: RefSeq, a predicted model, not a curated record